UUUACAAAAUGAAGUUCAUACCUAUUCAAUGCUUUACAGCUAUUUUGCUUAUUUCUUUGACUUACAGUCGGCGUAUUGGCAUUAAAGAUCAAGUCAUACUUUCUGGUUAUGACUACAGAACAGAUUUUUUCGUUCAGCCAGUGGAUCAUUUUGGGUUCUCAAAUCCAGACACCUACAAGCAACGCUACCUGAUUGCAGAGCAGUUCUGGAACAAAGAUGGAGGCCCAAUCUUUUUCUACACAGGAAAUGAGGGGGACAUCGCCUGGUUCUGUAAUAAUACGGGUUUUAUGUGGGACAUAGCAGCAGAAUUCAAAGCUUUGCUGGUGUUUGCUGAGCACAGGUAUUAUGGAGAAUCUAUUCCAUAUGGGCCAGAAGCAUAUAAGUCUCCAACAAAAAUGAACUACCUCACUUCGGAGCAGGCUCUGGCUGACUUUGCUGUACUGAUAAGCCAUCUGAAGGCAACACUGCCGGGCGCCACUAAUAGCUCAGUGGUUGCAUUUGGCGGCUCGUAUGGUGGGAUGCUAUCUGCGUGGAUGAGGAUUAGGUAUCCCAACGUCAUUGUAGGGGCUCUGGCUGGCUCCGCCCCUAUCUGGCAGUUUCCAAGCCUAACACCGUGUGAGGCGUUCAACAAGGUACUAACAAAUGCCUUUAACCAGGCCUCCCCAACAUGUGUGGACAACAUUCGGAAGUCGUGGGCCGCCAUUACAGAGCGAGGCAGUACCGAUGCUGGCCGAGAUUUCCUGACCAAAACAUUCCGACUGUGUGGGCCGCUGACAUCAACGACAGAUGUGACGUUAUUCAAGGCCUGGCUAGUGGAGGCAUGGACAGACCUUGCCAUGGUCAACUAUCCGUACCCAGCAAACUUUCUGGAAAAUCUACCCGGAUGGCCUGUCAAGAAAGUCUGCGAUAAGCUGUCUAUUCCAACGGAGGGUGACCAGCUGCUAGAGUUUCUGUUUGAGGCAGCGAACAUCUAUUUCAACUACACUGGCAACACACCAUGCCUUAACACGUCUCAACAAGCCACAGCAAGUCUAGGUGACCUUGGAUGGGACUAUCAGAGCUGUACAGAGAUGGUGAUGCCAAUGUGUACAAAUGGACAGAUGGACAUGUUCGAACCAUCUCCCUGGAACUUUACAGAUUUCAGCGAGCAAUGCUAUAAGCGCUGGAAGACUCGGCCUCGUCCCGAUUGGAUAAGUACACAGUACUGGGGAAAACAAAUACAGAGUGUUACCAAUAUUAUUUUUAGCAAUGGCCUACUGGACCCCUGGUCAUCCGGCGGAGUUUUAGAGAGCCCAGGUGCGUCCCUUGUCCCCAUUAUCAUUAAAGAUGGGGCACAUCACCUGGAUCUUCGCGCUUCCAAUCCUCUUGACCCACCCACGGUUGUAGCAGCCCGUACACAGGAGAAGAAUAUCAUCAAAAUGUGGCUUGGGCAGCAGCAGUAGGCGUUGUGCUUAAUGUGAUAUAUUAUCAAAAAGCAUUGAACUAUAAUGUAUGGAAUGUACGGGUUUGGCUAAGGAUGUACAGGAAAUACGAAGGUGUGCUUUUAAAUGAAAAAUUGCUAGGGGUUUAAUUCUUGAAAUGUGAAGGCAUAGAAAGGGUUUUUAUUAAAAAUCUGUGAUUAAUUUGUUAAGGGUUGUAUAUUUGAGGUGUCACAACUUUUAAUGUUAGCCAUGGUUUUAAUGUCAUUAUCAAUAAUUGUUUUAUAAUUUAUAUAUGCAAAGAUAUAAGUUUGUCCAGCAUCAUCGUCCACAUAAUCAGCAUCAAACUUUCUUUUCAAUUAUUAAAUUUUAAACAAUUUAUGGUCUUCAAACUUGGUAUGUGCAUUGGUCAUGGUCAGUAGAUAACCCCUACUGAUUGUUGACUAAUAAUAGAAAGUAAUUGGCUCUUUGGACAGGCAACACAACUAAAUUGGGGAAUUAAUUUUGUAAGAAAAGCAUGCUAUUUUCUGUUUUAUCGUUCUUCAACUGUUUCAAGAGCUACUAAUCUGUUUAAUUGGUUGUUCUUUACUCAUUUAAGAAACUGAUACUAUUGAUUACUUAAAAGGUAUGUUCCAUGAUUUUACACGUGUAUUCUGAUAUUGUAUCCAUUAUAUCCUGUUUCUGCAAUAAAUAUUAUUAUU
Molecule: messenger RNA, 2119 nt
Organism: Mya arenaria
Lineage: Eukaryota; Metazoa; Mollusca; Bivalvia; Myida; Myidae
Product: lysosomal Pro-X carboxypeptidase-like
Exons: 9
Coding region: 9-1442 (477 amino acids)
Biological process (GO): angiogenesis involved in wound healing; regulation of blood vessel endothelial cell migration; negative regulation of systemic arterial blood pressure
Molecular function (GO): dipeptidyl-peptidase activity; serine-type exopeptidase activity
Source: RefSeq, a predicted model, not a curated record